Molecule: messenger RNA, 1188 nt
Organism: Exophiala spinifera
Lineage: Eukaryota; Fungi; Ascomycota; Eurotiomycetes; Chaetothyriales; Herpotrichiellaceae
Product: S-methyl-5-thioribose-1-phosphate isomerase
Exons: 2
Coding region: 1-1188 (395 amino acids)
Molecular function (GO): S-methyl-5-thioribose-1-phosphate isomerase activity
Source: RefSeq, a predicted model, not a curated record
AUGGUGUUGCAAGCGAUCCAAUACGAAGCAGCAUCAGCCGAUUCUCCUCCCUCCCUCCGCAUCCUCGAUCAGCUUCUCCUACCGCACAGAACAACUUAUGAGCAGGUUUCGACCUGCGAAGAGGCUCAUGGGGCUAUCAAACAGAUGAAAGUGCGGGGUGCACCAGCUAUUGCUAUAGUGGCUGCCCUGGCCCUCGCCGUUGAGAUUGGGACAGCCGUUGUGGCAAAGAAGUUGCCCGACAGCGCAGAGGUUGUCAAGGAGAAUUUAAACCAGCGCUUAGAGUAUCUGAAGACCAGUAGACCGACGGCUGUCAACCUGGGAGAUGCGGUAGGGAAACUGAAGAUUGUUGCCAAAACGGCUUCUUUACGCCCAGAAGCCACGCCUGAUUCCGUGGUGCAAGCUUACAUCGCGGCAGCCGAACGAAUGCUGAUCGACGAUGUCUCCGACAACAAAGCCAUCGGCGAGCAUGGUGCGAGGUGGAUAGAAGAAAACACAAUAGCUGGGCGAAGAAGGAAGCAAGAUAAGAGUCACGAGCUGAAAGUCCUCACACAUUGCAACACAGGGUCUUUGGCAACCGCUGGAUAUGGUACCGCGCUUGGUGUGAUCAGGUCUUUGAGGGCGGCUGAUAUGCUGAGCCGGGCUUAUUGCUCGGAAACACGGCCAUACAAUCAGGGUUCUCGGUUGACUGCGUACGAACUUGUCCACGAUCACGUACCAGCAACCCUGAUCACAGACUCAAUGGCUUGCGCCUUGCUGGCCAAAGAGGGAGACGAUCUCGCAGCCAUUAUUGUCGGUGCUGACCGAGUCGCAGCCAAUGGCGACACUGCGAAUAAAAUUGGGACGUAUUCGCUCGCAGUACUAGCCCGCCACCACGGUGUCAAGUUCCUCGUCGCCGCGCCAAGAACCACCAUUGAUCUCAGUACGGCGUCUGGUCAGGACAUCGUCAUAGAAGAAAGAGCGCCUGAAGAAGUCACAAGGGUGAAGGGACCGAAGAUUGACCCAGACGGAAGGAUACGGGUUGAUGAGGAUGCAGAAGUCAUUAGUACGGCGGCCAAUGGCAUCGAUGUCUGGAAUCCUGCUUUCGAUGUCACACCAGCAGAUCUCAUUGAUGGAGUCAUCACGGAGGUUGGUGUGGUGGUCAAGGUGGAUGGGCAUUUCGAAUUUGGGUCCCUCUUCGAUCAAUCGUAA